AUGAGUAAUAAUUUAAGCACUUCUGAGAUAUAUAAUAAUGCUGCAGCUCUCUAGAUGCUUUUACAUGCCUUAUGUAAAUCAGUAUCAAGCACAGAUGAAGAAUUCAAUUUAAAAUAUGAUAUCUAUGAGGCAAGUCAAAUUAAAUAUUUUAGAAAUUAAUGAG
Molecule: messenger RNA, 163 nt
Organism: Paramecium sonneborni
Lineage: Eukaryota; Ciliophora; Oligohymenophorea; Peniculida; Parameciidae
Source: the annotation of a GenBank genome assembly